Messenger RNA from Capronia epimyces CBS 606.96, 1377 nucleotides. Its product is annotated as sterol carrier protein 2. Lineage: Eukaryota; Fungi; Ascomycota; Eurotiomycetes; Chaetothyriales; Herpotrichiellaceae. The record is from RefSeq and is a predicted model, not a curated record. Gene Ontology annotation, molecular function: acyltransferase activity, transferring groups other than amino-acyl groups. The coding region runs from base 1 to 1377 and encodes 458 amino acids. The transcript has 2 exons.
AUGCCUCGCAAACAACCCGCGCCCGCCUAUAUCCUGGGGGUGGGUAUGACCAAGUUCAUUAAACCCCGUGGAAAGGUCGACUACACCGAACUGGGCUUCGAAGCCGGUAUCAAAGCUUUGCUCGAUGCUCAGAUCACCUACGACGAUGUCGACCAGGGCGUUGCGUGCUAUUGCUACGGCGACUCUACUUGCGGCCAACGCGUCUUCUACCAGUUCGGCAUGACCCAAAUCCCCAUCUACAACGUCAACAACAAUUGCUCGACCGGAAGCACUGGUCUGAACAUGGCCCGCCAAGCCAUUGCCUAUGGCGCUGCGGACUGUGUCCUCGUCGUCGGCUUCGAAAAGAUGAGCCCUGGCAGUCUCCAAGCAUAUUUCAACGAUCGCGAGAACCCUACCGGUACCACUAAUGCUAUGAUGAAGGCGACAAGAGGCGUCACCAACGCUCCCGGGGCUGCGCAGCUCUUCGGUAAUGCUGGUCGAGAGUACAUGGAAAAGUAUGGUGCCACGGCGGAAGACUUUGCCGAAAUCGCGCGUGUCAAUCAUGAACACAGCAAGAGAAACCCAUACUCUCAGUUCACCGACGAGUACACACUAGAACAGAUCCUGAAGUCAUCUAUGAUCCAUCCGCCGCUGACCAAACUCCAAUGCUGCCCUACCUCUGAUGGCGGCGCCGCCGCCGUCGUGGUGUCCCAGGAUUUCCUCGACAGACGCCCACAUCUUAAGUCGCAGGCUAUAUUGAUUGCCGGCCAGCAGCUCGCCACCGACUCUCCAGACCUUUUCAGCCGAUCAUCCAUGGACCUUGUUGGAUACCAAAUGUCCGUGUAUGCUGGCCAAAAGGCCCUGGAACAGGCGGGCAUCACUCCUGAUGAUGUCAAGGUGGUCGAACUCCAUGACUGCUUCAGUGCCAACGAGCUCUGCACGAUUGAUGCUCUCGGCUUGUGUCCCAAGGGCAAAGCACACGAGCUGGUCCGAAAAGGCGGCAUCACAUAUGGGGGGAAAUAUGUUAUCAACCCAUCUGGCGGCCUGAUUUCCAAAGGCCACCCUCUUGGGGCCACUGGCCUUGCUCAAUGCGCCGAAUUGACGUGGCACCUCCGAGGCUGGGCCAACAACCGGCUGGUCGACGACACGAAAUACUGCUUGCAGCACAACCUCGGCCUCGGCGGCGCCGUGGUUGUGACUGUAUACCGGCGUGCAGACGGCAAAGUCGCCGCCCCGGUCUCAGACCAGGAAGUCGGGAGGAUCAAUGGUCUGGGAUACAAUCCAGCCACCGAGGCCAAAGGCUUCACUCCCGAGCAAGUCAGGCGCACAGUCAGCCAGAAGCAGUUCUCAGAUUGGGCCGUUCAGGACGUCCCGUCCAAGGUACAGGCCAGAUUUUAA